Messenger RNA from Prunus dulcis (almond), 660 nucleotides. RefSeq lists its product as uncharacterized. NCBI's taxonomy places the organism in Eukaryota, Viridiplantae, Streptophyta, Magnoliopsida, Rosales, Rosaceae. The transcript has a single exon. The record is from RefSeq and is a predicted model, not a curated record. Gene Ontology annotation, molecular function: nucleic acid binding; zinc ion binding. The coding region runs from base 1 to 660 and encodes 219 amino acids.
AUGACUAGUCAAGUUGUGGAGGAGCAAGCCUUGAAGAUCACCACUCAUGAAGGAACAUCUCCAAGCAGAGGUAGAGGACGCAGGGGAUUUCGAGGAAGAGGCAGAGGCAGAGGACACCAGUUUUCCUACAAUCAAGGAGCACAAUUUGACAAGGCAAAUGUGGAAUGCUUUCACUGUCACAAGUUUGGCCACUAUCAAUAUGAAUGCCCUGACAAAGAGAAGGAAACUAAGAUGAAUCUUGCUGAGACUGAAGAAGAAAUUCUCUUGAUGGCUUACAUCGACAAAAAGAAGAACCCAUUAGGUGAUAUUUGGUAUUUAGACUAUGGCUGCAGCAAUCAUAUGUGUGGUAAUAAACUCUUGUUCUCUGAUAUAGAUGAAAAUUUUCGAGAAAAUGUGAAGCUUGGAAACAAUUCUAGCAUCUGUGUUAUGGGUAAAUGGAAUAUUAAAAUUUGGUUGAAUGGUAGCAUGCAAACAAUCAUUGGCGUAUUUUAUGUCCCAGAACAAAAAAGUAAUAUGAUUAGUCUUGGUCAGCUACAAGAAAAGGGUUUCGCAAUCCUUAUUCAGAAAGACAACUGUCAGAUUCAUCAUCUGGAGAAAGGGCUUUUUGCACAAGCCCACAUGAUGAUCAAACUUGCUUCACUUCAACCACACAAGACAUAA